Diospyros lotus (date-plum) is the source of this 2574-nucleotide messenger RNA. RefSeq lists its product as uncharacterized. Gene Ontology annotation, molecular function: pyridoxal phosphate binding; L-kynurenine:2-oxoglutarate transaminase activity. Gene Ontology annotation, cellular component: cytoplasm. NCBI's taxonomy places the organism in Eukaryota, Viridiplantae, Streptophyta, Magnoliopsida, Ericales, Ebenaceae. The transcript has 2 exons. Gene Ontology annotation, biological process: biosynthetic process. The record is from RefSeq and is a predicted model, not a curated record. The coding region runs from base 833 to 2257 and encodes 474 amino acids.
GCAGUUGCAGUGGUGCUGGUUGGGGCCCUGUGUUGCUCGAUUUUUGUCGCCAAAUCAUCUGUGUUAAUCAAAUUACCUGCACUGUCUAUGGUCCAAAGACAAGAAUUGUUGUGAAUUUGUGUUUCCAUUCCCAAUCCAUACCGGUGACACAUAGAUGUCAGAACUAAUGUUGUACCAAAUUGCUAAGUAACUGUAAUUGGAAUUCUCAGGAGUGAAGAAUCCCAGUUUGAAGAGUUUAUUUGUAGAGAAAAGGUAAGAAGAGGAAUAUGGCCAAUCACCUUGUCUAAGGGUGUCAGAGGAAGCAACAAGAGAGGAUGGGAAGAAAAUGAGAGAAAAUUCCCAUCAUUGUACUUUCCAUACCAGCCAUUAUGACCAAUAAGUCCAAGUCUGACACAUUGAAGCUGUGUAUGUCAUGACUCCAACAUAGCUGCUACUAUACAUAUGAACAUAAGAUAUUCUUGUAAUGAUGGAAUUUAUUUAUGGUUUACUCAUCUGUCUACUGUAUAAGUAAUACAAGCAGCUGGAAUAUGUAACAUCCCCCAAGAGGACUCCCAAUCACCUCACUACAAAUAACACCCCUAAGAAUUCCAAUUACAGUUACUUAGCAAUAUGAUACAAUAUUAGUGCUUAUAGCUAUGGGUCACCGGUGUGGAUUGACAACAGAAACACUAAAAUUCUCAACACUUGUGUUCUGGGUAUAGACAGUGCAGGUAAUUUGAUUGACACAGAUGAUUUGGGAAAGAGAAUUGAGCUAUACGGGCUCUAACCAGCACCAACCCAACUGCUACUCUACUGGACACUGGCAAUUUCAUUGUGGGGAAGGUGAACAACAAUGAAUCAGUGGUGGCAAAGCUUUGACUACCUUACUGGCGAUCUUCUUCCAGGGAUGAAAUUAAGGGUCAAUCAUAGGAUCCACAGGAACAGGUUGCUUACCUCGUGGCACAAUGGAGAAAUGGUAGUUCUUGGGGCUUUCACCAUGGAAUGGGAUGCCAGGAUAUGCGGGCUAAUUGUUAACAUUCAGGUUUUUGGUGAACAAAGUGGUUUUGAUUUGAGAUUGCGGUUGCACUUGUUGAAUGCUUGCUCCAAGAUAUAUUUCAGCCAAGUUGCAAAGCGAUUGGAGAAAUUCAAAACUACGAUCUUCACACAAAUGAGUAUGCUUGCUAUCAAACAUGGAGCAAUAAACCUAGGACAGGGAUUCCCCAACUUUGAUGGUCCCGAAUUUGUCAAAGAAGCAGCCAUUGAAGGCAUUAGAAGUGGGAAAAACCAAUAUGCCCGAGGAUAUGGCGUCCCUGACCUCAACUCUGCUGUAGCUGCCAGGUUCCAUAAAGAUACUGGACUUACAGUGGACCCUGAAAAGGAAGUUACUGUCACAUCCGGAUGCACUGAAGCAAUUGCGGCGACCAUGUUGGGUUUGAUAAAUCCUGGUGAUGAGGUGAUCCUAUUUGCUCCAUUCUAUGAUUCUUAUGAAGCCACUCUAUCAAUGGCUGGUGCCAAAAUCAAAUGCAUCACCCUGCGGCCUCCUGAUUUUUCGGUUCCCCUUGAUGAACUAAAGGCUACGGUCUCGAAGAAUACUCGGGCAAUUCUCAUAAACACCCCACAUAAUCCCACGGGGAAAAUGUUCAGCAGGGAAGAGCUCAAUGCAAUUGCGUCUUUGUGCGUGGAGAAUGACGUAUUGGUUUUCACCGACGAAGUUUAUGACAAGUUGUCCUUUGAGAUGGAUCACAUUUCCAUGGCUUCCCUUCCUGGAAUGUACGAGCGAACUGUUACUCUGAAUUCACUGGGAAAGACGUUCUCCUUGACGGGCUGGAAGAUUGGGUGGGCAAUAGCACCCCCGCAUUUGACUUGGGGGAUUCGACAAGCACAUUCAUUCCUCACCUUUGCGACCUGCACCCCUAUGCAGUAUGCGGCUGCAGCAGCCCUGAGAGCCCCUGAAUCCUACUAUGAGGAGCUGAAGAGGGAUUACCUGGCGAAGAAGGCAAUUUUGGAGGAGGGACUGAAGUCCGUUGGUUUUAAGGUAUACCCGUCCAGUGGAACCUACUUCAUUGUGGUAGAUCACACGCCCUUCGGGCUGGAAAACGACAUUGCAUUUUGCGAGUAUCUAAUCAAGGAAGUAGGGGUGGUCGCAAUCCCGACAAGCGUGUUUUACUUAAACCCAGAGGAAGGAAAGAAUCUGGUCCGGUUUACCUUCUGCAAAGAUGAAGGGACUCUAAGGAGUGCAGUUGAAAGGAUGAAGGAGAAGCUGCUAAGGAAGAAGUGAGUAGUCGACCAAAUAGAUUCAUAUUGUGACCACCCUGAGAGGUAACUGUUAUUUUCUCCGGUUUUAACUGAGCUGCACUGCACUGCACUGAGAUUCAUGCCUCCGGUGAACUGGUGGUAAUUAAACUGCUGAAUGCAUUAUUCCUUCUGAUUCAUAUCUUAGGUAUGGCCAUGGAUUAAAAAAAAAAAAAAAAAAAAAGAUAGAAUAAGUAAAAUUCAUGUAACCUAAGGUGCAGAGUAUUAAAAUUAAAUGCGAUGUUGACAUGCACGUGUUUACGUAAUCUUAUUGAAGUUACGUUGUUUUUUAUUAUUUUUUAA